This is a messenger RNA of Teleopsis dalmanni, 1323 nucleotides long. RefSeq lists its product as uncharacterized. The record is from RefSeq and is a predicted model, not a curated record. The transcript is spliced from 2 exons. Gene Ontology annotation, biological process: DNA integration. The coding region runs from base 1 to 1323 and encodes 440 amino acids. Lineage: Eukaryota; Metazoa; Arthropoda; Insecta; Diptera; Diopsidae. Gene Ontology annotation, molecular function: nucleic acid binding.
AUGGAAUAUUGCCAUCAAGAGAAAGCAGUUUUAGAUGCCCCGGCGCCUACAAAUAAAUCAAAACUAAAAUCGUAUUUGGGUAUGGUUAAUUAUUAUAAUCAUUCAAUAACUAAUUUAUUGGCGGAAGUAUCGUCAUUACAUGAGCUAACUAAAAACAAUGUAACGUGGAUAUGGAAUGAAAAACAUCAAAAUAUAUUCGAAAAAUCAAAACAACUUAUUGCGAAUAUUGGCGUUUUAACACAUUAUGAUCCACAAAAACCAAUAAUUAUUUCGUGCGAUGCAAGUCCUUAUGGCUUGGGAGGCGUUCUGUCACAAAUUAUUGACGGUGAAGAACGUCCAGUUCAAUUCGCAUCUAGUACGUUGUCUCCGGCUGAAAAGAAUUACUCUCAACUUCAUCGCGAGGCUUUAACGAUAGUUUUUGCAGUGAAGAAAUUUUAUAAUUAUAUUUUUGGGUUACCCUUUACCAUUGAAAGUGACCAUCAGCCAUUGCGGGAAAUUUUUUCAAUUAAAAAAGAUCUACCAUCGUACAAGAAGGGAUCGCAAAUGGGAUAUGAGGACGCGCUGUCUCGUUUACCUCUGCAAGAAGAUACAAAUGAAGAUGACGAUAGUAUUAAUAUUUUUAACCUUAUAGGCGACCUUCCAAUUAAGAUUGACGACAUCAAAAAUGAAAUGUCGAAAGAUGUGGCACUAUUAAAAACGUACAAAUAUGUUAAGAAUGGGUGGCCAGAAAAAAUUGAUAAUAACUUAAAAAAAUACUUUAAAAUUCGAAUAUCGUUAGCAACUGAAGAUAAGUGUGUUUUUUAUGGUGAAAGGAUUGUAAUUCCAGAGUCAUUGAGACCGAAAACAUUAGAACUGUUACAUAGUGGUCAUAUCGGAAUCGUCCGCAUGAAAGCUGUUGCUAGGACAUAUGUUUGGUGGCAGGGUAUAGAUGCUGCAGUUGAGGAGUUCGUCGGGUCAUGUGAAGCAUGUUGUAUGAAUCAAAAACCGUCAAAACAAAUUUUUACCAACUGGGAAGUAACAAGUGCUCCGUUUGAGCGUAUUCACGCUGAUUUUUGUAAAUUUCAAAAUUUGAAUAUCUUAGUAAUUGUUGACACUUAUUCGAAAUGGGUUGAAGCUAAAAUUUUGCGCAAAACUGACGCUAUUACAGUCAUAGAAGCGUUAAGAUCUACUUUUGCAAUUUUCGGGCUUCCGAAGAAAAUUGUGACGGACAAUGGUCCACCAUUUAGUUCAAAGGCGUUUAUAGAAUUUUUCAUUAAUAAUAAUAUCGAAUGUUUAAAAUCGCCACCAUAUCAUCCGCAAUCGAAUGGCACUGUGGAAAGUUGA